AUGGCUUGGUCAAUCUGGUAUCAGAGAAAUAAAACUCAACCCCAAGAAAAUCCUCUGCCCCUCUGUAAUAUCAUUGGUUUUGCUAAGAACUACCUCAGCGAUUUUAGGAGUAUGAUUAGACCCUCUGUUCAAAGAAAACGGGAUGUCCCUCGCAAGUGGAUACCUCCAAUAGCAGAUAUGGUGAAGAUUAACUAUGAUGGAGCAAUGUUUGGAGAGUCAGACAUGGCGGGUAUAGGGGUGGUAAUCCAAGAUCACAAGGGUCAAGUGAUGGCUGCCUUAUUCGAGAAGAUUGCAAAACCUCCAACAAUGGAUUUCAUUGAGCUUCUUGUGGCACGGCCUACUAUCUCUUUUUCUGCACAAUUGGGUCAUGUUCAGGGUGUUUGUGAAGGCGAUUCUGAAUCUGUUGUCAACGCCUUAAAGGGAUCCGGUAUGGAAAAUUCUCGAGGGGGGCAUCUCAUCAAGGAUAUUCUAUCUCUUUCAAACUCUUUUCAGAGUAUAUCUUUCGCUCAUGUAGGAAGGCAAGGUAAUGCUGUAGCGCAUGCCUUAGCCCAGCAAGCGAGAUCAUCUCCUUCUUCUCAAGUCUGGUUGAAGUGUGUUCCAACGGACAUUUUGUCUUUUGUUUUGAAUGAUUUUCCAUUUUCUUGA
Molecule: messenger RNA, 645 nt
Organism: Quercus lobata
Lineage: Eukaryota; Viridiplantae; Streptophyta; Magnoliopsida; Fagales; Fagaceae
Exons: 1
Coding region: 1-645 (214 amino acids)
Molecular function (GO): nucleic acid binding; RNA-DNA hybrid ribonuclease activity
Source: RefSeq, a predicted model, not a curated record